Molecule: messenger RNA, 5989 nt
Organism: Nomia melanderi (Alkali bee)
Lineage: Eukaryota; Metazoa; Arthropoda; Insecta; Hymenoptera; Halictidae
Gene: beta-Man
Product: beta-mannosidase
Biological process (GO): glycoprotein catabolic process; carbohydrate metabolic process
Molecular function (GO): beta-mannosidase activity
Source: RefSeq, a predicted model, not a curated record
UACACAAAUAUAUAAUUCUGUAGAUGUACCGUGCAAUUAAAAUAUAUAAACAUUUACAGUUUAUAUUAAAAGUUUAACUUACGUAAAUUGUGUAUAUAACUUAAUCAUGGAAGCAGCCAUAUUUACUCCAUCUAGAAUUGCGAAUAAAUAAUUGCACAUACAUGUGUUACAUUUACUGUACUUCAAUAUAAGAGCAAACUUAUAAUUAAAUAAUAUUUUUGUGUUUUACAAAUCCGAUUAUGAUGAAAAUACAUACAUGUACUGGAGUCUCAAGAAUCACGAGUACUUAAUCCAACAAACUUCAAUACAUGUAUACAGCAUAUAAAAUUUAGAAUGACACUCUUAAUUGCUAUCUAUUUUAUAGAUGUAAUCUUAUAGUAAUACGUAACAUCUAAACGCGUUAAAAACCUACAAUAAAUAUUGUUGAAAAUAAAAAAUUAUACGUAGACCAAUAGAAUGACAGUGUCAUCUACCGAUAAAUGAAUUUAAUACAUUGGACAAUUACCGCAGAUGACACCACAGAAGGAAAGAUGUCAAACAGUAUGGAGCAAGAUAAACCAGAAAUGUUGGCAGCUAAAGAAAAAGAAGAGGAGGAAAUGAAACGAGAACUACUCGAUAUGAAAAUGUAUGAAUCAUGGUAUACAUACAAAGAAAUGAAACAAAUUUUGGGUUUUAUUAACGAAUCCAAGGAUAUGGCAAAUGUGAAGAUGAAUGAUGAAAAAAAUGCACAAAAAGAAUUAUCACAUACUUCUAAUGAGGGUACCUCAGAACUUAUGCUCAAAUCAAACCUAAUGCAAGAAUUGGAAAUACAGGAAGAUAAUGAUGUACCCAAGUUGAUAAAUUCACAUAAAUCUAACCAUAUUUCACCGAUACAUGGUCAAAUAUCAUCACACAAUCAUGGUAGUCCUGAACAUGCUGGACAUGUAUCAUCAAAUACUGAUUCAAGGAAUUAUCUCUAUAAAAACAAAGCUUUAGACAAUGAUGACAUAUUCGACAGAUUACAUGAUAAUCUAAAUAUGAGAGACACUUAUUCUCACAGUCUAAACAGAUGUGUUUCCUUAAAAGAAAAAAACAUUUUACAGGAUCCUCAUAGUACAAAUAAUACAGAGAUAAAAAUAGAUUCGCAUUCUAACAGUCAGAAAUUGGAACAAUGGCAGAUUAAUCCACUUGAUUCCUGCAUUAGUGAAAACGAUGUGCCUUUACGAGAGCCAGAGCGACCAAUAGUGCAAGAUCGAAUGCCAUUCAAAUUGUGCAAAGAUGCAGAAACAUCAGAAUCACUUGAAAAACUAUUAAUCGCAUUAAAUAUUCAUUUGAAACAAACAGCAGAAUUGUGGCAUAGUUGGCAUCGUACUGCUGAUUCUAAGUUUCAGUGGGGGUCACCCAUUCAGGUGGGAGUUACUAAAAGUAGUUUGGAUACAAAAUCAUUGACAAACAGUAGAACAGAAGAAAACCAAAUGGAAUGUACAGACAGAUAUAACAGUCAACGACCUAAUAAGCGUAAAGCAACUUUGGUUGUUUCUUCUUCUAACGCAACAAAUUCUAGCGACGAAGAUGAAAAAGUAAUUAAGAGAAAGAAGACUUAUGAACCAUCAAACAGAAUAUUACGAUCUUAUAACGAGACACGUGUUACCGCAGGCGAACAAAGUCAAUGCCUCGACGAUGAAAAUAUUAACAAAAACAUUACAAAAACUAAAAAUUUGAAAGUGGAACAUAAAGAACGUCAAUGUUUAUCACCUGAACUACUUCCUUCUUAUUCAAGAAAAAUUACUCCCCCAAAUAUUAGAAAAUAUAUUAAUAAAAAGAAAAAACACAAUAUUAGUCUUCUUGUCAGUACUUUAUCUGCACAUGAUACUACAGAAGAACAAAAUACUACAAAUUUAAACUUUAAACAAAAAGAUAAUAUUCUUACAAAUGAAGAAAUUCUUUUAGAAUUAGAAAAAGAUGAUACUAUAAAUAAUAUUAAAGUAUCUUCAGAAAAUACAGAAAUCAAACCUUUACCAACAAGAGGUCUUUCACAUAGAAUAAAAAAUGAGUGUAUGAUUUUAGAAAGAAUUCAAAUGGAAAAACAGAAGAAGCUGCUAAUUGAAAAGGAAAAAGCUCAAAAAAAAGAGGAUGAAGAGAAACGAAAAAGAGAAGAAUUUUAUAAAAAACAACUGGAAGAUAAAAAACAAAAGGAAAAACAAAAAGAAGAAAAAGAAAAGUCUAGGGAAGACAAGAGUAAAAAGUGGAAAAGUGUAAUUAACGCGAAAUCUCACAAAAAAGUUGGUGAAGAAUGUAGAGAAAAAAUACGUGGGUUACGUGAACAAAAUGAAAAUGAAACAUUAUGUCAGGACAACAUGUUAAUAACUAAAAGAAUGGAUAGUAUGAAGGAUAAUAUAUCAAAUUAUGUAAAUUGUCCCAUUUGUAAUAAAUGUUUCCCAAGUGAUAAAAUAGAAACACAUGCAGCUGGAUGUGAACAAUACAUAACUGAUAAUGAAGAUGAAAAUAAUGCUAAUUUGAUGCAGAAUAGGAUUGUAUCAUUAAAUGCUAACAGUGAAGAAAUUCUUGAAUGUGGUGUAUGUCUAAAAUACAGGACAACUAAUGAUGCAAAUUACGAACAACAUAUUAAUAAUUGCUUGCAGAAACAACACCAAGAGGAAUCGAUUUCUGGUAAAAUCAAUGCAGAUCAAUCUCAACAUGAAAUUCUAUUUCCUGCAAUUGUACCAGGAGGAAUUUAUACAGAUCUGUAUACAGCAAAUAUUAUACCAGAUAAUUUUAUUGGAAAUAAUGACUUGAGCAACCGAUGGGUUGGUAAUCGAUCAGUUACCUAUACUAAAAGAUUUAAUGUAAAUAAAACUUUACUGAGUGCUCCCAAAGUAAUGUUAAUAUUUCAUGGUUUGGAUACAUUCGCCACAAUCUUGAUAAAUGCUCAGGAAAUAGGAAGAACAUCGAAUAUGUUCAUAGAAUAUACAUUCGAUGUGACAAAUUAUCUUAAAAAAGGAGAAAACUUACUUUCAGUUUCUUUUGAUUCUGCUGUUAAGGAAGCUGAAACUUUGUAUAACGCACAAGCCCUGAAGUAUAUUGUUCCUCCAGUAUGUGUACCAAAUACUUAUAAUGGAGAAUGUCACGUUAAUCACAUAAGAAAAAUGCAAGCAAGCUUUUCAUGGGAUUGGGGUCCAGCUUUCCCUUCCAUGGGAAUUUGGAAAAGUGUGGAGCUAAUCCCUAUAAAUGAUAUCUUUAUUAAAUAUAUUACAACAGAUGUUCUUCAAGAAGAAAAUUUUUGGAAUAUCAAUGUGACAAUAUACCUUGAAGUUACAAAACAGCAAAAUAAUUCCUCUUUAUCUUGCCAAAUUUCAUCUGUUCUUCAUGUUAAUGAACAGACAAAUAUUGAUAAUUCUAGUACUAUUAUUUUAAAUGCAAAUAAUUCAUCAAUAGAAACAAUUAUCUCCCUUAAAGUACCUGUGGAACUAAUAGAUAAAUGGUGGCCAAAUGGUUAUGGCAAUCAAACUCUCUACACAUUAACAACAACUGCAGCAACGGAUAAUGUUAUAAAAAAGAAAUCAGUGCGCAUUGGCUUCAGGACAGUAGAACUUGUACAAAAACCUCUUAAACGAGGAUUGAGUUUCUACUUUCAAAUAAAUGGCAUUCCAAUAUUUGCAAAGGGCAGUAAUUACAUUCCAGCUAGUAUUUUUCCGGAAUUAAGCAAUAAAGUGGACACGGUUAAACAUUUAUUAAAAUCAGCGAAAGUAGCAAAUAUGAAUAUGCUUAGAGUUUGGGGUGGUGGUCUGUACGAAUCGGAUUUGUUUUAUAAGUUGGCUGAUGAAUAUGGAAUCAUGAUUUGGCAAGACUUUAUGUUUGCAUGUGGAAUGUAUCCAACUACAGAAAAAUUUCUUGAUUCCGUCAAGGACGAGGUUGUUCAAAAUGUACAGAGAUUAAAAAAUCAUCCUAGCAUUGUCCUCUGGGCUGGUAACAAUGAGAAUGAAGCAGCUUUGUACGGAGACUGGUACGGGACAGGAAUUUCGCGAAUAUAUAAAACUGAUUAUAUUAAGCUUUACGUAGAUUUAAUAAAACAGGAAGUAGAGCAACUGGAUUCUACUCGACCUUUUGUAGUAUCUAGCCCUAGUAAUGGAUUACAUACAGAAAAGUAUAAUUAUAUUGGAGAGAAUCCAUAUUCAAAGUUAUAUGGAGAUGUUCAUUACUAUAACUACUUUAAUAAUGGAUGGGAUAUGCAUCAAUAUCCUCUUACGAGAUUUGCAUCUGAGUAUGGUUUUCAAUCACUACCAUCAAUUUAUACCAUAAUUCCAGUUACAGAAACAAUUGUGGAUUUAAACAUAAAUAGUAAUUUCAUGAAACAUCGUCAACAUUUACCAUUAGGAACACUGUAUAUGAGAGAUCUUAUUUUAAAGAAUUUUAAGAUACCCGAAACUGGAAAUAGAGUAAAAGACUUCUCAAAUUUCAUAUAUUUAAGUCAAAUUAAUCAAGCCGUUUCUAUAAAGAUACAGACGGAAUUUUACCGACAGUCAAUGUCUGAAUUAAAUGAAGUAGGUGAAGGGAUGACAAUGGGGGCAUUAUAUUGGCAAUUAAAUGAUGUUUGGCAAGCUCCAUCAUGGUCUUCUAUAGAUUUCUAUGGACGAUGGAAAAUGCUUCAUUAUUAUGCUGUAGACUUCUUUGCUCCUAUUAUAGUCACAUAUUAUAUUCAAGAGACUAAUUCUCCACUUUAUAUUGUUUCUGAUAAAUUAUAUCCAAUAAUUAAUACUACUCUGGAAGUCAAUUUUUAUACAUGGAAUACCAUGACACCUGUACAAUCAUAUACUUUUCACAAUUUAACUAUAAAAUCAAAUGCAGCAACCAAAAUUGAUAAUAACUUGUUCAAACAAUUCCUAAAUUCCACAUCAGAAACAAAUUAUAUUAUAACACUUACCUUAAGAGAUAAAACUGGAUCACAGAUAGCACCCAGAAAUUAUAUAUAUCCAAGUAAUGGGUUUAAAACUGUUACUCUUCAACCUGUAGAUAUUUCCAUAAAAAUAAAUGAGUUACAUAUACCUGGAGUGCAGUCCAAAUAUCCAACCAUGGAAUUCGAAUUAACAACAAAUAAUACAGCACUUUUCGUAUGGUUGGAAGCAGCUGAUAUUUGUGGCCACUUUUCGGAAAAUGGCUUCCACAUGUUUGAAAGAAGAAAAAAGAUUGUUUUCCAUGCGUGUGAAACGAUUACACCACAAACAAUUAAGGAGAUUUUAAAGAUUACCACACUUUCUGAUAUUUAUAAUCUAAAGAAAUAGAUUGUAUAUUAAUAAAUCCUACUAAAUUUAUUGUUUAAUAUUGCAAUAUAUUAGUACUUAAUGCGAAUUAAUUACAUUUUAUGUGCUCCAUUAUAAAAAAUAUUGAUCACGGUGUAAAUAAAGUUCAAACGCAACAAGAAUUACGAAUAUCGUUAACAUUAUACUAAUUAUCAAGUACCAUGUAUAUAAGCUGAACAUGCUGUGAAUUUAUAAAUUUAUCUCCUAAUUUCAAAAUAAUCUCAUAUUAAAUUUAUUAAUUGUUCUACAGUUACAUUAAAAAUUUGUUUUAAUUAAAAAUAUAAUAUUAAUAAUACUGAAGUUAGGACGUUACACAAAACAUAAAACUAAAGAUAUAUUCAUGCACUUCCUAUCUAAUUUAAUAAAUAUAUACAUAAUAUAUGAAUACAUUUUUGAGUAUACAGUGUGUCCCAAAUUUAAAAAAUUUAAUCUAUAGGCAAAAGAAGAUAGUUUUUCUUUGUUUUCGGCUGUAAAUUAGAGUCUUCACAGUUUGGUUUUUAAGUUUGGGACACCCUCCUGUAUAUAUGUAUUAUAUUAUAGCUAUGUAUGUAUUUAACACAGUUAGACUUGUAACAAAAUGAGUUUCUCUGUUAAAUUGCUCUUCAACUGUAAUUUAAAAAAUCUACAGAUUACUACUUCAGUCAAUUGAUAUAAUAAUAUACUUUAAUAUACUUUUAAUAUACUUUUAAUAUUAAUAAGCGUAAGCUGGACUU